Nipponia nippon (crested ibis) is the source of this 756-nucleotide messenger RNA. RefSeq names its product potassium calcium-activated channel subfamily M regulatory beta subunit 4 (gene KCNMB4). NCBI's taxonomy places the organism in Eukaryota, Metazoa, Chordata, Aves, Pelecaniformes, Threskiornithidae. Gene Ontology annotation, molecular function: calcium-activated potassium channel activity; potassium channel regulator activity. Gene Ontology annotation, biological process: detection of calcium ion; potassium ion transport. Gene Ontology annotation, cellular component: membrane; voltage-gated potassium channel complex. The record is from RefSeq and is a predicted model, not a curated record.
AUGCGUGAGCCCAUUCCCAUCGGCCAGCCCCUCUGGGUGUGUGGGGACAGAGCCCCACCGCGGCCCCUCCAGCCUCGAGGCACACGACCGAGGUGGAGGCAUCCUCGCCACGGGCCGUACGAGCUGCCUUCAGCUGAUGGCACUUUAUAUACAGGGGACAGCGAGGAAUUGAACCGAGUACUGAACGCAGGGAGACGCAACGCCAGCUGUUCAGAAGGUUUAAGAAAAAAUAAAAAUAAAAAUAAAAAUAAUCCUCCGCGGGGCGGCGCCGCCUCCGCCAACUGCACGGUGCUGGCGGUGCGGCAGCUGGGGGAGCGCUUCCCCUGCACCUUCUCCUGCGGGGCCGCCUGCCGCGGGACCGCCCGCUACCCCUGCCUCCAGGUCCUGGUCCGCACCUCCCGCUCCUCCGCACCCGCCCUGCUCCAUGAGGACGAGCGGCAGCUCCGCAACAACCCCAAGUGUUCGUACAUCCCUCCCUGCGCAAGAGACGAUCAGGAGAACUCUGAGAACGUCACGUACAAGCAGAAAUACUGGAAAGAGAAAGUGGGUUCGCAACCAUUUACAUGCUAUUUUAACCAGCACUUGAGGCCGGAUGAUGUGAUGCUGAAGCGUACCCAUGAUGAGACUGUCCUCUUGCACUGCUUCCUCUGGCCUUUGGUUACGUUCCUGGUUGGAGUCCUCAUUGUGGUCCUGACCAUCUGUGCCAAGAGCUUGGCUGUCAGGGCAGAGGCAAUAAAAAAGAAGAAGCAUUUGUAA